AUGCCACCAAAGAAGGACAAGAACGCAAAGGAGCAACCAGAAGAAUUGAAAAUUGUUGUUUUCGGUUCAGGAGGUGUAGGAAAAUCAGCUCUCAUCGUCCAACUUAUUCAAAAUGUAUUUGUAGAACAAUAUGAUCCGACCUUGGAAGAUUCAUACCGAAAAGAUACACAUAUUGAAAAAAAACCAGUAAUUUUGGAUAUAUUGGAUACUGCUGGACAGGAAGAAUUUUGUACACUUCGUGAUCAAUAUAUUAGACAAGGAGAAGGUUUCGUCAUUGUUUAUAGUGUCACUAAUAGGAAUUCAUUUGAUGAAGUUUAUUCAUUCCUUGAACAAAUUGCUCAAGCUAAAGAAUUUGACAAUGCUGAUGAAUAUCGUAAUUUAGCAAGUGAGACAGCAGUUGUCUUGGUUGGUAAUAAGGCAGAUUUGAAGAAUGAACGAGUUGUUUCAGCAGAUGAAGGACGUGAAGUUGCCAAAAAGUUUGGAAAUAUUACCUUCUUUGAAACUUCUGCAAAAACUAGAACAAAUGUUGAGGAGAGCUUUAUGGAUUGUGCUGUCCAAAUUAUGAAUAAGGUGAAAAAGAGAAAGAAGGGAGCUUGUACCAUGAUGUAA
Molecule: messenger RNA, 609 nt
Organism: Naegleria gruberi
Lineage: Eukaryota; Heterolobosea; Eutetramitea; Acrasida; Naegleriidae
Product: ras family small GTPase
Exons: 5
Coding region: 1-609 (202 amino acids)
Biological process (GO): signal transduction
Cellular component (GO): plasma membrane
Molecular function (GO): GTP binding; GDP binding; GTPase activity
Source: RefSeq, a predicted model, not a curated record